Molecule: messenger RNA, 1798 nt
Organism: Benincasa hispida (wax gourd)
Lineage: Eukaryota; Viridiplantae; Streptophyta; Magnoliopsida; Cucurbitales; Cucurbitaceae
Gene: AAH
Product: allantoate amidohydrolase
Molecular function (GO): hydrolase activity, acting on carbon-nitrogen (but not peptide) bonds, in linear amidines
Source: RefSeq, a predicted model, not a curated record
UCCGCACCACAUAUGAGGUGAAGAUUCCGGAAUUCUGAAGCCGGGAGCCAGAAGCCAAAAAACUAAUUUCCAAAUUCCACAAAGGCUUUCCGCCUCCGCCAUUUCUCUCCGGCUGCCUCUUCUCUCUCCGCCGCUUCUUCUUCCUGCAGCCGCCGCCAUGGCCAUUGCCUAUGCCAACACCGAUUGUAUUGCCGCUUUUCUCAUCAAGGAUCAUCAGCACCAUCAUCAUAACCACCACCACCACCACCAUUCUUCCUUCUCCAUCCUGUUUUCCUAUCUGCUCUUUUUCCUUCUGUUUUCAUCUCCUCCCACCGCUUACGCAUUUACUGGAGAUGUAGCCGAAGAUUCAAAGAACAGAAGGGCUGAUUUGUUUGUGCAAAUUCUUAAGGACGAAGCAGUAGGAAAAUUGAACGAACUAGGGAAGGUGAGUGAUGCUGCUCGAUAUCUUGAGAGAACGUUCUUGAGUCCAGCUUCUAUCAAAGCAAGAUUUCUUCUUCAAAAAUGGAUGGAGGAUGCUGGUUUAAGAACGUGGGUUGACUGCAUGGGCAAUCUACAUGGUCGAACUGAGGGAAGGAAUGCAAGUGCUGAAGCAUUAUUGAUUGGUUCUCAUUUGGAUACUGUUGUUGAUGCUGGAAAAUUUGAUGGCGCAUUAGGCAUCAUAUCUGCUAUCUCUGCUUUGAAAGUUUUUAAUAUGAAUGGGAAGUUAGAACAAUUAAAGAGGCCAAUUGAGGUGAUUGCUUUCAGUGAUGAGGAGGGCGUGAGGUUCCAAUCAACAUUCUUAGGAAGUGCUGCUAUUGCUGGUAUUUUACCAGUUUCGUCUUUGGAAAUAUCAGAUAAAAGUGGCAUGACUAUAAAAGAUGUAAUUACGGAGAGUGGAGUACAGAUAACAGAGGAGAGCUUGUUGCAACUCAAGUAUGACCGCAAGUCUGUCUGGGGAUAUGUUGAGGUUCAUAUUGAACAAGGUCCUGUACUUGAGUGGUCUGGUUUUCCUCUUGGAGUGGUUAGAGGCAUAGCUGGGCAGACACGGCUAAAGGUUACAGUGAGAGGUUCUCAGGGGCAUGCUGGAACGGUUCCAAUGCCUAUGCGACAAGAUCCCAUGGCAGCUACAGCUGAAUUGAUUGUACAAUUGGAAAAACUCUGUAAGCAACCAGAGAGCUACUUAUCUUUUGAUGGCCAUUGCACUGAUUCUACAAUGAAAUCACUUUCCACAUCCCUUGUCUGUACGGUUGGAGAGAUAUCAACCUGGCCCAGUGCAAGCAAUGUCAUUCCAGGCCAGGUGACCUUCACUGUAGAUUUACGGACCAUCGAUGACAUAGGACGAGAAGCUGUAAUUUAUGAAUUCUCUAAUCGGGUACAUCAAAUUUGCAGCAGCCGGUCAGUUUCGUGCAAUAUUGAACGUAAGCAUGAUGCAAAUGCCAUAAUUAGCGAUUCAGAGCUGAGCUCGCAGCUGAAAUCUGCUGCUUCCACUGCACUCAAAAAAAUGGUAGGCGAGAUUCAGGAGGAAGUACCUGUAUUAAUGAGCGGAGCUGGGCACGAUGCGAUGGCAAUGUCUCAUUUAACGAAGGUUGGAAUGUUGUUUGUCCGCUGUCGUGGAGGCGUAAGUCACUCCCCUGCCGAGCAUGUAUUGGACGACGACAUUUGGGCUGCGGGUUUAGCUGUCAUGGAAUUUCUAGAAAACCAUCUGUAGUAUUGUACCUCUGUUCCUUGUACGCAAAAGACUAGUAACUUUAGAUAAGUGCUACAUGUUAAUUCAAUUGUACAAUCCAUCUUGGUUGAUUUGCAUCUCUCCUUCAUCGUA